GACAUCGUGGCACCAGAAAGGUAAUAUACAUUGCAAACCGCAGACCCAAAGCUUACGAAAUCAGGAAGACUUGCCCUAGCUUUUGGUCUGCUCCAGCGAUGGCCUCUCUCGACACCGACGUGACGAUGGUUCCGGUGGGUGAGGGCGGUGGUCCCGGCGGUGCUGGCCCCUCGUCUUCCACCGCCUCCACAUCUUCUUCCUCAUCGAAGAAGGCCAAGCGAUUCGAGAUCAAAAAGUGGAACGCCGUUGCUCUCUGGGCUUGGGAUAUCGUUGUGGAUAAUUGUGCGAUCUGCCGUAACCAUAUCAUGGAUCUCUGCAUUGAGUGCCAAGCUAAUCAAGCCAGUGCAACAAGCGAGGAAUGUACUGUUGCUUGGGGGGUUUGCAAUCAUGCAUUCCACUUCCACUGCAUCAGCCGAUGGCUAAAAACACGUCAAGUGUGUCCACUGGAUAACAGUGAGUGGGAAUUCCAAAAGUAUGGACACUAGAAGUUCGGUGCAGGUGAAAAGUGGGAUGCUCUCUCUUUCUGCUAUGGCAUGUGCUUUGAGUGUAAUAUUUUGAAGAACCAUUAUGUAUUUCAUUUACCUUUGAUGACGCAAACUUAGUCCCAGAUAUUAUCCUUGAGAACAAUUUCCAUAUGUGUGAACAAGCAACUGGAAUUGAUCAAUGUAGUGGCUGUAAUAUGUAGUUUGUCCUUUGAUUGGCUUUAUCUGCUCAA
Molecule: messenger RNA, 715 nt
Organism: Diospyros lotus (date-plum)
Lineage: Eukaryota; Viridiplantae; Streptophyta; Magnoliopsida; Ericales; Ebenaceae
Product: RING-box protein 1a-like
Exons: 5
Coding region: 99-485 (128 amino acids)
Biological process (GO): ubiquitin-dependent protein catabolic process; protein ubiquitination
Cellular component (GO): nucleus; cullin-RING ubiquitin ligase complex
Molecular function (GO): ubiquitin protein ligase activity; cullin family protein binding; zinc ion binding
Source: RefSeq, a predicted model, not a curated record